UAAUAGUCAGCGUCAACAAUUAAUUUUAAACAGAAAAUAAAUCAAAAGAAAUUGGACUCCUCUUUCGUCUCCUCUUCCAACUCCAAACGACCCCUGAGUCUCCUGUCCCUUCAUCACGAAUUGGAGCUCAACUACUCCAAAUAGCCGCUUCCCCAGCUCAAACUCCAUAAAAGCAGGUGUUGUAGAGGUGACAACUGACUGUUAGGCGAUUUUGCUUUGGAAAACUACACAUGGAUCAAAAUAUUACUAUCGAGGAGGGAGAUGUAAAAAGUGGCCUUGAAUUGGUGAAAUCAGUUUCAGAUAAGCAUCUUGAUCUUUUGAGACCAUCAGCCCGAUAUUAUUCAAUUUUUAAAGGGCAAGUGGCAGAUGCUACUGACCGUGAGAAGGGUAAAUAUACCCUGAUCAGAGAUGCAGAUGACUUCCAACCAAGCAUAUAUGACAAGCCAUUACCCUGUUUUGGCUGUGGAGUUGGGUGGUUUUCAUUUCUAUUAGGAUUUGUUUGCCCAAUAAUGUGGUACUAUGCCACAUUGCUGUAUUUUGGUAAUUACUACAAAAAGGAUCCUAGAGAACGAGCUGGGCUUGCCGCAUCUGCAAUAGCCGCAAUGGCAUUUUCUGUUUUCUUGUUGAUCAUCUUAGUGGUGGUUCUACUUUUUUAGCUCCCGCCUUGACAGUUGCACGUGCUUUGGAGGCAUUUGUGGGCAAGGGCG
Messenger RNA from Coffea arabica (coffee), 707 nucleotides. RefSeq lists its product as uncharacterized. The record is from RefSeq and is a predicted model, not a curated record. Lineage: Eukaryota; Viridiplantae; Streptophyta; Magnoliopsida; Gentianales; Rubiaceae.